Molecule: messenger RNA, 4020 nt
Organism: Haliotis rubra (blacklip abalone)
Lineage: Eukaryota; Metazoa; Mollusca; Gastropoda; Lepetellida; Haliotidae
Product: ATP-dependent translocase ABCB1-like
Biological process (GO): transmembrane transport
Cellular component (GO): membrane
Molecular function (GO): ABC-type transporter activity; ATP binding; ATP hydrolysis activity
Source: RefSeq, a predicted model, not a curated record
AUGCCGUUCAAUUCUAAAUCCCAUGAACCACAACUACGCUCGUUCAAACACAACGACAACGAGUCUAACGGUGUCGGUGCAGUGUACGUCAUAUCCCGUGACACCGACAAGGCGGCACCUAGUAACGGAAAUCUACUAAUACAGGAUGCCGGAGUGACUUCCAAAGAUGACAAAUCAAAGGACAGUGAUGAGGAUAAGAAAGUCACUUUUCUCCAGUUGUUCCGCUUCGCUGAUAAAAAAGACGCGUUGCUGAUGCUCGUGGGAACGUUCACGGCGCUGGCGUCAGGCAUCUUGCUCCCCGUUAAAUCUACUCUUCUAUGGAAGAGUCAUCAGUCUCUUUGUAGGCGGCAGCAGUUCAAACAAACCUCGGGAAUUGCUAUUGUAUUUUGCAUACUUGGCGUGCUGGCUUUGAUAAUGGGUUACCUAUCAGUGACCACCUGGUCAUGGACUUCUGAACGUCAGAUUCGACAAAUCAGGAUCAACUUCUAUCGGUCUGUGAUGAAACAAGACAUACCCUGGUUUGACGGUCACAAGAGUGGCGAGUUGACUACAAGGUUCUCAGAGGAUAUGCUGCAGAUCCAUGAUGGGAUGGGGGACAAGCUGGCUGUGUUCCUCCAGUGGAUAUGUACCUGGCUGGCGUCUGUCGUCAUAUCCAUUGCUCUGUACUGGAAGCUUGCACUGGUCGCCCUGUCAUUCAGUCCCUUCAUUGUGCUCAUAUCUGGAACCCUCAUUGGAUAUGCUCGGAAUGUGACGAAGCAGGAAGCGAUGAAGUACGCUAAGGCAGGUGCAGUGGCGCAGGAAGUGUUCAGUUCAAUACGGACAGUACACGCGUUCCAGGGACAAGAGAAAGCGUGCAGCAGGUACGAUGUCAACCUUGCUGAGGCGAAAAGCAUGGCCGCUAAGAAGGGCCUGGCUGUUGGGCUGACGACGAGUGGCUUCUGGGUAACCGUCCUCAUCGACUUUGCUGUAUCCUUUUGGUAUGGCGUGUAUCUCCUCCAGAAUGAAGCCUUGGACCCCGGGGUUAUACUGCCAAUAUUAAUGAACGUUAUGAUCGGAUCAACGUCUCUGGGCAUGGCCUUCCCUUACUUGGAGAUCUUCUCCACUUCCUUCGGGGCUGCUGGGAAGAUCUUCACCAUCAUAGACCAUGUGCCAACUAUAGACAGUUCAUCGGACGAAGGGCUUCAACCGCAUGUGCUGGGAGACAUAGAGUUCCGGGAUGUGGGUUUCACAUACCCCAUGAGGCCAGACACUCAGAUUCUCAAUGGAUUUAACCUGAAGGUACCCAAGGGAAAGGUAGUCGCUCUUGUUGGGCCAAGUGGGUGUGGCAAGAGCACGACCAUUCAGCUGCUGCAGCGCUUUUACGACCCUAAGGAUGGCCAGAUUCUGCUCGAUGGCGUUGACGUCCGGAACCUCAAUAUUGGCUGGCUACGUCAACACAUCGGCAUUGUGAGUCAAGAACCCGUGCUGUUUGCAACCACUAUUGCUGACAACAUCCGCUACGGCAACGUGGGCAUUGACAGGGCUGGCAUAGAGAAGGCGGCCCGAGAAGCCAACGCUCACGACUUUAUCGCAGAGUUACCGCAGGGGUAUGACACUAUUGUUGGAGACCAAGGGGGACAACUCUCAGGUGGACAGAAACAACGGGUAGCAAUUGCUCGGGCUUUGGUUCGUAACCCCAAGAUUCUGCUGCUGGAUGAGGCAACCUCCGCCCUGGACCACGAGAGCGAAGCCAUUGUGCAGAGGGCCCUUGAGCAGGCCGAACGAGGGCGCACAACAAUUGUUAUAGCUCACCGUCUGUCGACCGUCAAAAACGCUGACGUAAUAGCGUCCAUCAGUCAUGGUCAGGUGGUAGAACAAGGAACUCAUGAUCAACUCAUCGCAAAUGGCGGACUGUAUUCCCGACUAGUGGCACUGCAAGUACGUUUCCUUGACAACACGAUUUAUAAAAUGACAUCACCGGACUUCAAUCCAAUCGAACAUCCGUGGGAUGCCCUGGACAGACGGGCGAACACGGCAGAGUCUGCAGAUGAGGAUAUCGUUGAUGUUGACAUCGUGGAUGAUUCUGAUGAGAAUGAUGAGGAAGAUCCCAUCCUAGAUCCUACCUUUGAGAGGACGUUGUCCAAUAGGAAAGGCCAUCUCCGUGUCAGACUGAGAUCUGGCUCUGGACGCAAAAGGAAAAGCACUGAAACGGAAGAGGAUGCAGAGACAGUUGAGGAAGAUGAGUCCAUUCCAACAGUUAGUUUCAAGAGGAUUCUUCGUCUCAACGCUCCGGAAUGGCUAUUCCUGCUGUUUGGCAGCCUUGGUGCCAUUGUGUCUGGACUGAUGAUGCCACUGUUUGCCUUUUUGAUCUCAGAGUUUAUUCGAAUCUUUGGAAAGAGAGAUUCUCCCAAAGAACAGAUGCGAGAGACCAUCAUCAUCAGUUGUGUAAUGGGUGCUUUAGGAUUCAUCAACGCUAUCGCCAAAUUGUUGCAGGCAUACUGCUUCUCUAAGUCUGGCGCUGCCCUAACUGCCCGUGUUCGAAGUGUGGCCUUUGCGUCCAUAGUGUACCAGGACAUGACUUUUUUCGAUAACCAGAAGAAUCAAGUAGGUUAUCUUACGACGCGACUAGCGUCAGACGCACAGGUUCUUCAGUCGGUGAGUGGAGCUAUAUCUCAGAUCGGGUUCAUCCUGGAAGCUCUGGGAACACUGAGUGCUGCCCUGCUCAUUGCCUUCAUAUAUGGCUGGAAGCUGGCUCUUACUAUUCUUUGUUUUAUGCCCAUAAUGGCUGGAGCCGGCAUCAUUCAAGGACGGGUAUUUAAGGGAUUCUCCAAAGCUGACAAGGACUCUGUACAGCAGGCUGGAAGGAUCUGUUCUGAAACGACUGCCAACAUUCGCACUGUAGCAUCGCUUAACACUGAGAAAGUCUUUGUCGACAAAUAUGAGGACAUUAUUACCAAAAUAUGCAAUGCUGGCGUGAAGAGGUCCCACAUCCGAGGCUGUGCCUACGGGUUCUCUCAGUGCAUUUUAUUUUUCGCUUAUGCAGCAGCAUUUUCGUAUGGAUCGUAUCUGGUACAGACUGGGGAAAUGCAGUUUUUCGAAGUAUUCAGAGUCUUCGCCCCAAUUGUGUUUGGGGGCCAGCAGAGUGGAAGAGCUACUUCUUCCUCUAACGAUUAUGCUAAAGGGAAGAUGGCGGCUGGUCGUCUGUUUGCAGUCAUUGAUAGGCAGCCGGAGAUAAGCACAGAAACUUCGAAAGGAAAGACACUUGAUCACUACAGUGGGGCAAUCACUUUAACCAACGUACACUUCCGCUACAAAUCUCGGCCGAACGUGACUGUCCUGAAAGGCCUGAGUUUCGACGUCCAGCCCGGAGAGACUCUAGCCCUGGUGGGCAGCAGUGGCUGUGGCAAGAGCACUACCAUACAACUCAUCGAGCGCUUCUAUAACACAGAAAAGGGAGCGAUGAUGGCAGACAAAUCCCCGAUCACCAGUCUAGAACUCAAGUGGUGGCGAUCACAGUUAGCCCUUGUAUCACAGGAACCUAUUCUUUUCGACUGCAGCAUAGCAGAGAACAUCGCCUAUGGUGACAACUCCCGUAUUGUGUCUAUGGACGAGAUUAUAGCAGCAGCCAGAAUGUCAAACAUCCAUUCCUUUAUUGCAUCUUUACCUCUGGCGUAUGACACUAACGUUGGAAGCAAAGGUACGCAACUCUCUGGUGGACAGAAACAAAGGGUAGCCAUUGCUCGGGCUCUUGUCCGGAACCCCAAGGUGCUUCUUUUGGACGAAGCUACAUCUGCCCUGGACACUGAGAGCGAGAAGGUUGUCCAGGAGGCAUUGGACAGGGCACGAGCAGGUCGGACUUGCAUUGUCAUCGCCCACAGACUGUCCACUGUCCAGAAUGCGGACAAGAUCGCGGUCGUGAAACAAGGGGAGAUAAUCGAAGUGGGAACACACAGAGAUCUGUUAGCUGUGAAAGGAGCAUAUUACAAUCUUGUCCAGGCUCAAAAUAGGAAGAAGAAAGAUUCAGAGUGACGUCGUGUACAG